This is a messenger RNA of Diorhabda sublineata, 2283 nucleotides long. RefSeq names its product phosphatidylinositol-binding clathrin assembly protein LAP-like. The coding region runs from base 132 to 2102 and encodes 656 amino acids. Gene Ontology annotation, cellular component: synaptic vesicle; clathrin-coated pit; extrinsic component of presynaptic endocytic zone membrane. The transcript has 4 exons. Gene Ontology annotation, molecular function: SNARE binding; clathrin heavy chain binding; phosphatidylinositol-4,5-bisphosphate binding. Gene Ontology annotation, biological process: clathrin-dependent endocytosis; synaptic vesicle budding from presynaptic endocytic zone membrane; clathrin coat assembly. NCBI's taxonomy places the organism in Eukaryota, Metazoa, Arthropoda, Insecta, Coleoptera, Chrysomelidae. The record is from RefSeq and is a predicted model, not a curated record.
AGUUUAUUGAUCGGUGUCACCGGCCUCGGCCUUACUUCUUACUUCAUACAUGAUCGACCUAGUGUAAAUUGAGUGAUUAUUUUUAAACCAAAAUAUUUUGUGAAUUUAGUGCAGUAUUUACUUGAAGAAAAAUGGCUGGACAAACUAUCAAUGACCGUCUCUUGGCAGCAAAACACAGCAUAGCUGGCCAGGGUCUCGCAAAAUCAGUCUGUAAGGCUACGACAGAAGAGAUGUUAGGACCCAAGAAAAAGCAUUUAGACUAUUUAAUUCAUUGUACUAAUGAACCAAAUGUAUCUAUUCCUCAAAUGGCCAAUUUAUUAAUAGAAAGAUCCCAAAAUACAAGCUGGAUAGUAGUUUUUAAAGCUUUAAUUACUACACAUCAUAUAAUGUGUUAUGGAAAUGAAAGAUUUACUCAAUAUUUAGCUUCUAGUAAUGUGUCCUUCCAGCUUUCGAAUUUUGUAGAUAAGACAGGAGUUCAAAGUGCUGUAGGAGCACGUACAGGUUAUGAUAUGUCGCCAUUUAUAAGAAGGUAUGCCAAAUAUUUGAAUGAAAAAGCUCUAUCAUAUAGGUCAGUGGCUUUUGAUUUUUGUAAAGUAAAAAGGGGCAAAGAAGAAGGUACUCUAAGAACAAUGAAUACUGAGAAUCUACUUAAAACUCUUCCUAUUUUACAAAAUCAGUUGGAUGCUCUUUUAGAGUUUGAUUGUACUGCAAAUGAUCUCACAAAUGGUGUAAUUAAUAUGUGUUUCAUGCUGCUGUUUCGUGAUUUGAUCAGGCUUUUCGCCUGCUACAAUGAUGGUGUAAUUAAUCUGUUAGAAAAAUAUUUUGAAAUGAACAAAAAACAGUGUAGAGAAGCAUUAGAUUUAUACAAAAAAUUCUUAAUAAGAAUGGAUAGAGUAGCAGAAUUCCUAAAAGUUGCAGAAAAUAUAGGCAUAGACAAAGGAGAUAUUCCAGAUCUUACAAGAGCACCAAACAGUCUUUUAGAUGCUCUUGAGCAGCACUUGGCUUCAUUAGAGGGAAAUACUCCAACAGCUGCCACUACACAGAAAAAUGUUAAGUCUGGAGUUUCUGCUUUAUCAAAUACUAGUAAUGCCUUUGGAACUGCAGUGGAUGACUUAUUUAAACAAGCAGCAGUUGCUGAAGAAGAAGCAGCUCUAAAUCAUUAUAGAGCAACUGUUGGAUCUCCAUCUGCUGCAAGUACAAAUCCCUUUUUAAGUGAUGAACCUGCAGCACAGAGUGAACCUAUCCUUGAUCUUUUCUCCAGCGGACCUCCACCUGAGGCUGCUAAACCAACACAAUCUUCCAAUGCUCUUGAUGAUCUGCUUUCUCUUGGUGGUAAUCCAUUUGCUGAUUUUUCUGCUCCUACUACCACAGCACCAAUAGGACAAGAUGCAUUUGGAGCAACAACUAAUGUUGACAAUAAUUUAUGGGGUGCCAAUGGGUUUACUAGUAACAAUGUAUUUCAAGCACAGCCACCAGUUCAAGCUCAACCAUUUGGAAAUUCUACUGAUUUAAGUGGGUUCUUCAAUACAAAUGAACCUUCAGUCUUUGAUCCCUUAGGGGAAUCCAAGUCUAACAAUGUUCAAAUUAUGCAACAACCACCUAUUGCACCUCAGCCACCCAAACCCGCCCCAGCUAAACUACUUACAGGAGAUUUAGAGUCUAGUUUAACAUCUUUGGUUGAUAAUUUGACUAUGGACUCAGUUAAUAGAGGUUCUCAAUGGAACUCUCCCAAGAAUCAAGCGAAACCUGCUGGAAAUUGGCAAGGGCAGCCAAUGACUGCUCCAGGCUAUAGGCCUGUAGGGCAGUCAAUGGGUCAGUCAAUGAUGGCACAACCUAUGAUGGGUCAGCCCAUAAUGGGUCAACCAGUUAUGGCUCAACCGAUGCAACCUAUGUUGGGACAAGUUAACCAAUUUACUGCAAUGCAAAAACCAGUGAUGGGAAGUCCAAAAAUGAAUGUUGGGUCCUCCCAACAGGAGGAUAAAUGGGUGGACACCCCAAAAGAAGGUGUAUCAAGACUCCCUGGCAUCUCAGUUAUUGCGCCACUGUUCAUGAACACUUUUUUGAAACAAUAUAGUAACCUACGACUCUUUUUAAAGGGAUGAAUUGAGAAUCUUAUUUUUCAAGUAUUUUCAUAUACCAGCUAGUUUCUAAAUAACAGUUAUGUAUUCAACAUAAAGCAGAAUAUUUCUGAGUCGUGAAACAUUAAUUUGUAUUCUUAUCUAAUUGAUGUGUUGCAGGAAUGUAAGUAUUUUAUAGAUUCAUAAAUUAGAAAAAAAAACAAAA